UUUCUUUUCCCCCUCAACCGCUUGUUUCCGUGUGUUUUUCCUGCAGGAGGAGGAGGAGAAGAAGGAGAGGGGAGGGGGGGAGCUCUUUUUCCACUUUUUUUUCCCUCCCUUCCCCUGAAACAUCUUCCAAUCCAGUCACCCCCCCCCCCUCGCCUGCAACACACGCACACGCACAACACCGCCACCUCCCCCAGCUUGUUGCUGGGCCCAGCCUUUCUCUCUCUCCGUGUGUGUGAUCCAGCCAGCCGGCUUCCUGUGUUUGUGUGUGGACCUCGCAGGGCUCGGAGCUGCCACCUCAACAUGCUAUAAGCCGUGUGCGCUCGUCUCCGGCGGCACAAAGGAGGAUCCGCGUCCAGCCUCAAGGGGGGAGGAGGAGGAGGAGGGGAAAAAUAUAAAGAAAAAAAGGCACACACACAAAAAAAAACAACAAAAUAACGCCGAGCUUCACCCAUGAAGGCGUGCGGCGUUGCGGAGGCACAGUCGGCGUGAAGGAAGAAGGACAGGACGUUGCAAUUUUUAUUUAUUCUUUAAAAGAUGGCGAACGACUCUCCUGCUAAAAGUCUGGUGGACAUCGACCUGUCCUCCCUGCGGGAUCCAGCCGGGAUUUUUGAACUGGUGGAGGUCGUGGGAAAUGGCACCUAUGGACAAGUCUACAAGGGACGACAUGUCAAAACCGGCCAGCUGGCAGCCAUCAAGGUUAUGGAUGUCACCGAGGAUGAAGAAGAGGAAAUUAAACUGGAGAUUAAUAUGCUGAAAAAAUACUCUCAUCACCGAAACAUCGCCACAUACUAUGGGGCCUUCAUUAAGAAGAGCCCUCCUGGGCACGACGACCAGCUCUGGCUCGUCAUGGAGUUCUGUGGGGCGGGAUCCAUCACGGAUCUGGUGAAGAACACCAAGGGCAACAGUCUGAAGGAGGACUGGAUCGCCUACAUCUCUCGAGAGAUCCUGCGAGGGCUGGCACAUCUUCAUGCCCACCAUGUGAUUCACCGUGACAUCAAAGGGCAAAAUGUUCUGCUGACAGAAAACGCUGAAGUGAAGCUGGUGGAUUUUGGUGUCAGCGCUCAGCUCGACAGGACGGUAGGGAGGAGGAAUACCUUCAUCGGGACUCCGUACUGGAUGGCCCCAGAAGUCAUUGCUUGCGAUGAAAACCCGGAUGCCACCUACGACUACAGAAGUGACCUGUGGUCCUGUGGGAUUACAGCCAUUGAGAUGGCAGAGGGGGCUCCCCCACUUUGUGACAUGCAUCCGAUGAGAGCACUUUUCCUAAUUCCCAGAAACCCCCCACCGAGACUGAAAUCCAAAAAAUGGUCCAAGAAGUUCUUCAGCUUCAUCGAGGGCUGCCUGGUGAAGAACUACAUGCAGCGCCCCCCCACCGAGCAGCUCCUCAAGCACCCCUUCAUCCGCGACCAGCCCAACGAGCGGCAGGUCCGCAUCCAGCUCAAGGACCACAUCGACCGCACGCGCAAGAAGCGCGGGGAGAAAGACGAAACGGAGUACGAGUACAGCGGCAGCGAGGAGGAGGAGGAAGAGGCGCCCGAGCAGGAGGGAGAGCCCAGCUCGAUCGUGAACGUGCCGGGCGAGUCCACGCUGCGCCGGGACUUCCUGCGCCUGCAGCAGGAGAACAAGGAGCGCUCCGAGGCCCUGCGGCGGCAGCAGCUCCUGCAGGAGCAGCAGCUGCGCGAGCAGGAGGAGUACAAGCGCCAGCUGCUGGCGGAGCGGCAGAAGCGCAUCGAGCAGCAGAAGGAGCAGCGGCGGCGGCUGGAGGAGCAACAGCGGCGGGAGCGCGAGGUGCGCCGGCAGCAGGAGCGCGAGCAGCGCCGCCGCGAGCAGGAGGAGAAGCGCCGGGUCGAGGAGCUGGAGCGCCGGCGCAAGGAGGAGGAGGAGCGGCGCCGGGCCGAGGAGGAGCGGCGCCGGGCCGAGCGCGAGCAGGAGUACAUCAGGCGCCAGCUGGAGGAGGAGCAGAGGCACCUGGAGAUUCUUCAGCAGCAGCUGCUCCACGAACAGGCCAUGUUGCUGGAGUACAAAUGGCGGGAGAUGGAAGAGCAGCGUCAGGCAGAGAGGCUUCAGCGUCAGCUGCAGCAGGAGCAGGCCUACCUCCUCUCUCUGCAGCACGGCCAUAGGCAGCAGCCACAGCCGCAGGACAGGAAUAAACCGCCACCGCCGCCGCAAGCUCCCCAGCCCGCAGAGCAGAAACCCCCUGCUCCCGAGCCGCCAGACAGCGCGCGAGAGGCUGACGAGAGGUUCCGAAAGAAUAUUCAGGGCUCACCUCAAGCACAGUCCAGACAGCCCUGCAAAGUGUUGGAUCCCCCAGUGCCUUCGCGAUCGGAGUCCUUCUCGAAUGGCAACUCUGAGCCCGUCCCACCUGCCCUGCACAGGCCUGUGGAACCUCAGGUACAGUGGUCCCAACUGGCAUCUCUCAAGAGUAACGCUUCCCCCGUCUCUCGAUCCCAUUCCUUCAGUGACCCUUCUCCUGUUUUUGCACAUCUUCAUCUUCGCUCUCAGGACCCAUGUCCACCUUCACGCACUGCCAUGCAGCCAGUCUCUGAGCCUAGAGCAGACAUGCCUGAGCCUAGCCCCAAGGAUAGGUACCCAGGGGCCCGGACUAAGGCAGAGAGUGAGGAGGUCCCUCCCAGGGUUCCAGUGAGGACGACGUCCCGGUCCCCGGUCCUGUCGCGGCGGGAUUCUCCCCUGCAGGCUGUCGGACAGCCCAGCGGCCCAGCUGGCCAGAGGAGCUCCUCCAGCAACGCCGAGCCGCGCCUGCUGUGGGAGCGGGUGGAGAAGCUGGUCCCGCGCCCCGGCAGCGGCAGCUCCUCGGGCUCCAGCAACUCCGGCUCCCAGCCCGGCUCCCAGAGUGGCUCCGGGGAGAGGUUCCGCGUGAGAUCGUCAUCAAAAUCGGAGGGCUCUCCAUCACAGCGGCAAGAAAAUGCUGCAAAAAAGCCUGAAGAGAAGAAAGAUGUUUUCAGACCGAGCAGGCCUGCUGGUGAAGUGGACCUCACGGCCCUGGCCAAGGAGCUGCGGGCCGUGGAGGACGUCCGCCCGCCCCACAAAGUGACCGACUACUCCUCGUCCAGUGACGAGUCGGGCACCACGGACGAGGAGGACGAGGAGCUGGACCAGGAGGGAGCGGACGAGUCCACCUCGGGCCCUGAGGACUCCAGAGCCGUAUCUUCUAAGUUGAGUAACGGAGAGACAGAAUCUGUGAAGACAAUGAUCGUUCACGAUGAAGUGGAGAGUGAUCCUGCAGUCACCCCCUCCAAAGAUGGCACUUUAAUUGUAAGACAGAGCGCAGGUGACAAAAAGCACCCCAGUCAUCAGGAGAGCAAUGGCUUUGCCGGUCGCAUUCACCUCUUGCCAGAUCUCAUACAGCAAAGCCAUUCCUCCUCUUCCACCUCCUCCCCAUCCUCCAGCCAGCCGACACCCUCCAUGUCCCCCCAGACUCCCCUGGACAAGCUCGCUGCUCACGAGACGCAGUCUGCCAGUAAUACACUGCAGAAACACAAAUCCUCCUCUUCCUUCACGCCUUUCAUUGACCCGCGGCUGCUGCAGAUCUCCCCGUCCAGCGGGACCACCGUUCCGGCUGUGGCAGGCUACAGCAGCGAAGCCCUGAGAUCGGAGGCCCUGAGGCAGGACCCCACCCGGAAGGGCUCGGUGGUGAACGUGAACCCCACCAACACGCGGCCCCAAAGCGACACCCCAGAGAUCCGGAAGUAUAAGAAGAGGUUCAACUCGGAGAUCCUGUGCGCCGCGUUGUGGGGGGUCAAUUUGUUAGUGGGCACUGAGAGUGGCCUGAUGCUGCUGGACAGGAGCGGUCAGGGGAAGGUGUACCCCCUGAUCGGCCGCAGGCGCUUCCAACAGAUGGACGUGCUUGAAGGCCUUAAUGUCCUGGUGACAAUCUCAGGCAAGAAGAACAAGCUGCGUGUUUACUACCUGUCGUGGUUAAGGAACAAGAUCCUGCACAAUGACCCAGAAGUGGAGAAGAAGCAGGGCUGGACAACAGUGGGGGAUUUGGAAGGCUGUGUGCACUAUAAAGUUGUAAAAUACGAGCGAAUCAAGUUCUUAGUCAUUGCAUUGAAGAAUUCAGUGGAAGUCUAUGCAUGGGCACCAAAGCCGUAUCACAAGUUCAUGGCCUUUAAGUCGUUUGGGGACUUGAUACACAAGCCGCUGCUGGUGGACCUGACCGUGGAGGAAGGGCAGAGGCUAAAGGUGAUCUACGGCUCCUGUGCGGGGUUCCACGCGGUGGACGUGGACUCAGGGACGGUCUACGACAUCUACCUGCCCACGCACAUCCAGAGCAGCAUCCAGCCGCACGCAAUCAUCAUCCUCCCCAACACCGACGGCAUCGAGCUGCUGGUGUGCUACGAGGACGAGGGCGUCUACGUCAACACGUACGGCAGGAUCACCAAGGACGUGGUCCUGCAGUGGGGAGAGAUGCCCACGUCCGUCGCCUACAUCCGCUCCAACCAGAUCAUGGGCUGGGGGGAGAAGGCCAUCGAGAUCCGCUCCGUGGAGACGGGCCACCUGGACGGCGUGUUCAUGCACAAGAGGGCCCAGAGGUUGAAGUUCCUGUGCGAAAGAAACGACAAGGUCUUCUUCGCUUCGGUGCGGUCCGGAGGAUCGAGCCAAGUUUACUUCAUGACCCUCGGAAGGAGCUCGCUCCUGAGCUGGUAGGAGGGAGAGCAGGGAACACGCUGGACACCCGCGCUUCACAACACCCGGAACGUCGGAAAAAACCUUGAACUAAUCUACAACUGGAGAGCAAGCUGCACUGAGGCCAUACGAUAUCUAACGCUGUCACCUGGUGAUGAUACAUUUAGGAGUUGCUAAACGGGGAGGGGUGGGGGGAUGGGGGGGAACCACAAAGGCUGUGAAAGGUCCUGGUGCUGUUCGUGUUAAGGCGGUUCUCUUCCAGCCACGCUGCGGCUUGGAGACGCCGUUAGACAGUAGCGCUUCACCUCUGUAUAGAUUCUGUUGGCUUCAGAUGACUCUUGACAAAAUCCCAGAGCCCUAACCUGAAUAAUACAGUAUGGCAAACGCUGGAUCUGCAUGUGAGAGUGAGGGAGGGAAGGCUGCAGCAGAAUCCCGGAGGGUUAGACUAUAAAGUAUUACUACUAUAGCGUAUUUAACUGCAUUUCUUUUCGAUGGAGUUACCGCUGAUGAUGGGAGGCAGGGGCAGGUUGUAGUGUUUUAAAGUUCAGUGCAGGGAAGAGGUGGCGAUUGGAGUGCUUGCUUCGAGCCGGUUUGCACCUGAAAGCAAAGAACCUGAGACAUGUCAGUCACUUAUGUUGUUGUGUUAGGCCAGAGGUUUCAGUUAAGUUGCAGGGUUAAGAUAAAUGUCAGAGUAACGCUCAUUGUUUUCUGGUAUAAAAGCGCAACUGUUCUUUUCCCAUUUUGAAAAGGUUUGCGCUUGGAAAAAUCCCUUUUGGUUUUUUUUUUUGACCUACCUCAUGUUGAAACACAAGCACUACAGGAGGUGGUUUCAUGUUUUGUAUCUCGAGAAUUCAAAUACGAUAGACGUCUCAUAUUUUCAUUAUUUUAGUAAAAACCAAAUUGAUGGUAGACUUGUUGGGACUGUUUUUAAAUAAGAAGGGACUGUAGUUAUCAUGCCAGCAAAUUGAUUUUGGUCUGAAAGCACUAGUGACAAAUUACUUGCUUUCAAAUAAUGAUCAGAAGUGGAGGAGCAUGAGACAGCAGAAGCACGUGCAUAGUUUUAGGAUGAUUAAUACAGACACGACUGCUUACUUCAGUUACAUUUCAGACUUUGUAGGAGAUGGUGUUUUUGUUAGAAUUCUCAACUGUAUGUCGUAGGAAACCAGUGGUGUUUUUUAAUCUUUUUUAUUUACUGAAUGCAAUGCACUAAAUCUUAUCUCGAGAAUGUAGAAAAAUAUGACUUAAUGGUAAAGAGCAUAAUCUUCAGCAACAUUGAUGCAGGACCUCCACAUCUGAACCUGGAGCGUUAUUAAUAAAGGAGAAGGGAGAGGAAGACCUGGAACCAUUUUGUUUUCUGAAAAGAAAAUCCUGAAAUUUCCAGCAACGUUUCAGCAGUUCUGCGUUUUCAUUUUUUUCAUUACUUGAGAGAUGAAGUGUAUAAUACUUGGGUAAGGUAAUAAAACACCUUGGUAUUGCAUUAUCCUACUGUAGGCUCCUUUUGGGUACUGUGCUGACAGCUGCCUUAAGCUGUUCAUUUAUUGAACAGGAUCUCAGUGUUUCUAUAGGGCUUAGACUUCUGCAGACUCAGUGUGAAACAGCAUGAUAUGUAGGCAUUUUAUUGAAUCUGUACAAUUGUUUAACUUUUAAAUGGUAGGUUGUACUUUUAACGAUUUCAUCUGUUAAGUAACUGGUUUCCCACUUGAUGUAGCAAAAUUAAUCUAAUAUCCCAUUAACACUGACAGUUUAGACCUGAGCAACAAGCUCCCUGAAUUAGGAUAUGUACUGUAUGUGAUUAUAUAUUGACUGCCACUGCAGAAUUUCCCUUCCCAGACGGACAUGUCACAGUUUAGUAUUCAUCAGUGCUAAGGUUGGUGGAUUUCUUUGGCAUUUUUUUAGCCAAAAAAAAACUAAUGUAACCAAAAAUAAUUUAGUUCUUUUUACUUAAAAAUGUGGGGCAGAAGAAUAUAAAAUUCAUAUUUGAUAAGAAAGACGUUGUAUGUUUUAAAACAAUGGCUAUUUUACUCCCAUUGCGUUUUUUCUGACACCAUAUUAAAAAGAAAUAAAUUGAAAUAUCUUCAGUCAGUGCCUGUCUGUGUUCAUGUACAGUUCUUAUGCUCUCCCUCUUAUUAAACUUUUGCAGUUUUGAAUGUGAUUGUUUCAACUAGUAAAAAAAAAAUCUGUUUACCAAUGUCAGUAUGCAUACUGUGCUCAGCCUCUAGGUAGUCAUAUAACUUUUAUAGACAAGUGAAGACGAUGGCGUGUUUAUGAAGGGGAUUAUCAGGUUGUUAAUGCGUGAUCGGUUUUGAGUAAAAGACUUCCGUUCAGAGUGUGCAUCUUUUUUUAUACAAAAACUCCUACAGGUUAAGUAUAGUAUUAUCCAGUCAGUCGUUGUUUUAGGCAUCGUGUGGUAGAACUCAUUGGCAUGAGCUCUUCCCACAGCCAGGUGCUGUCAGAUCUGCCCUAAGGCUAGCUUGCGUUUAGGCUACACAGCUCUGAGCCCCUUUGAGUAAAGCCCAGCUCCAGGACAGCUCGGCACAGGCUGGUGAUGUUUACACGGCUCUCAGCCAGCCUGGAGCCACCCUGCAGACCCAACCGGCGUAAAGCGAGCGGUCCGGGUGUGAGGGCCGAGAAAACGCGGACAGGACCCCCUCUCGGCUUGAGGGAUAAAGCGAUCGAGGUUGGGCUCGGCGUCUAGUUUGCUAGUCUGCCCCCCUUUCCGUUCUUCAGACUCUUCAGCAAAGCCGAAGAGCGGGGGUUACCUCUUCCGUUUUCCCCAAGAGGAGCUCUCCGUAGCCAAAAGGGGAUUGCGGUUCUCAAAGGCCGGAAAACGCAUUUUCUAGGGGGCGGUCAGUCCUUCGGAUUUGCUUUCUGUUCUUGACCCUUUCAAGGCGCUGCACUUGUAGUGGCGAAGCAUUUGAUCGGACGUUCUUCUAUGUGAAAUCCUAAAAGAAAACAAACGGUGCAUAUGCAGUCUUUAUGGUAAUUAGUCCCUCAAUUACUGAGUCUCUCGUUCUUGUUGCUCAAUACAGUUAAGGCCUUUCAGACAUAAGUGACUUUACCAUUAGCAGAAAUCUGUUGAAGCUUCAAGUAGAAAACAUUUUCUCUCCGCAGUCUGUGACUCGCAGCUCCCACUGUAAGAAAUGUGCCAAGGUGGCAUUUAAAAGUAACAGUAUUACAAAACCACUACGUCAAGAACAUUUUGAAGAACUCUUAAGCAUCAUAUUUUUAACUUCUAGAUUUAGUUAAGCUUAAUGAUAGUUAAUUUUAUUUCUGUGUUUUAUGUAACCCUAAUUAUACGACUGCAGUGUUUUUAUUAUGCACAUGUUAUGUUGAGAAAAUGUUUACAGAAACAAUGUUUUGUUACACUAAUGUGCAUCAUAUUUAAGGUUUAUUUGAAAGCAUUCUGUGUUUUUUUUAGCUUGGUUUGUAUUAUUAUAAGUGCACAGUUUUGUCACCCAUAACCCUAAACUCUGCUGAUUUUUUUUAAAUGCAAAAGUAAUACAAAUGACAAAUUAAGGGUUUAUUACUAGAUAUCUAGCUGCAAAGCAGACCAGGUACAGGUAAAAUGUUUUCAUCCUAUGUUUCUGCCAUGCUAUCUAACUUAUGUCUUCUGUGUAUUAUGGGAAUUCUUGUAUUUUCCUAAAGGCCGUUUUUUCUUGAAUAAACUCGGAAGUCAUAUA
Molecule: messenger RNA, 8327 nt
Organism: Lepisosteus oculatus (spotted gar)
Lineage: Eukaryota; Metazoa; Chordata; Actinopteri; Semionotiformes; Lepisosteidae
Source: RefSeq, a predicted model, not a curated record